This is a messenger RNA of Peromyscus leucopus (white-footed mouse), 1135 nucleotides long. RefSeq names its product keratin-associated protein 1-3-like. The coding region runs from base 39 to 560 and encodes 173 amino acids. The record is from RefSeq and is a predicted model, not a curated record. Gene Ontology annotation, cellular component: keratin filament. The transcript has a single exon. Lineage: Eukaryota; Metazoa; Chordata; Mammalia; Rodentia; Cricetidae.
CUUCUCUCCAGCGAACAACCAACUUGACUCCUGACAUCAUGGCCUGCUGCGCUACUAGCUUCUGUGGCUUUCCCACAUGCUCCACUGGUGGCACCUGUGGCUCCAGCUGCUGCCAGCCCAGCUGCUGCCAGUCCAGCUGCUGCCAGCCCAGCUGCUCCCAGUCCAGCUGUUGCCAGCCCAGCUGCUGUCAGACCAGCUGCUGCCAACCUAGCUGCUGUCAGACCAGCUGUUGCCAGCCCACAUGCUGUCAGACCAGCUGCUGCCAGCCCAGCUGCUGUGGAACUGGCAGUGGCCAGGAGGGUGGCAGUGGAGGCGUGAGCUGCCGCGUUAGAUGGUGCCGCCCAGACUGCCGUGUGGAGGGCACCUGCCUGCCCCCCUGCUGCGUGGUGAGCUGCACACCCCCAACCUGCUGCCAGCUGCACCAUGCCCAGGCCUCCUGUUGCCGCCCCUCCUACUGUGGACAGUCCUGCUGCCGUCCAGCCUGCUGCUGCUACUGCUGCCCGCCCAGCUGCUCUGAGCCCAGCUGCUGCCAGCCCAGCUGCUCUGAGCCCAGCUGCUAAGAGCCAGGUUGCUGAGUAGCUAAGAAUGAAAUGGAAAGCAUGGUGGAAUUGCAUGGCUCACUAAGGAAAUGCUCUGUGCGGUGGAUGCUAAGUAUCUCCAUGUUGCUAACCUGCUCAUCAGUAGUGGAGCUAUUCAUCGGGACCCCCACAGCUAUGCUGAAAUUGGUGCACUGAAAACAUGCCUCAAGCAGCAUGUUCAAAGGACUCUGCUUUGCUUAGGCAGAGCACCAGGAUGGGGCGAUACUUCAUUCUAGUGACAUGUGGACUUCCUUUCCUAGUUCUUGGUCCUCACACAUCUUUAGCCAUGCUUUCUACUUGAAUAGUCCCUGUUGCUCUCAAAUAAAGUGUUUUUGUGCACAAGUGAAUAGAUUUCUGUUCAUCUUCUAAUUUUAAGCUGCUCACCUAUAGACAAUAGUAAUCUUCAGGCAGAGACACGUAAUCUAAACAAAAUUUGUAUGAAAAUUCGCUUAUGUUUGAAUCAUCUACUAAUAAAAAAAAUGUUCUGUGCAUUAAAAAAUCUUCAUGGCUAUUUACAUAUGUGAAUGUUUUAUUAAAAUGAACCCAGACAAAUAGAA